AUGGUGGUGCCUCCCCGGCCAAUCGAUCAAUCGAAUCCAGCGCUUCAAUCGUGCUGUGCCGAUGGCGUCGCAUUCCAGCAGCGAUCUCGGUGCGCGCUUGCUCGGCGAGGAGGAAUCGCGGGUGAGUUGGUUCGCGUGAGUAGGGCUUUUUGUCUGAUUUCUCUUCGCUCAAGCCUGGAAGCAGUAGCAGCAGCAUCAGCGAUGCUUUGGAUUACACGCAGGACGGAUCGAUCGACUUGUUUGGGCAGCCUGCGCUGCGAUCCAAGACCGGGGGAUGGAGAACCUCAGCUUUUAUUCUUGGUAAGCUCUUUUCUCACUGAAGCAAAGGAGACGAUCUUUCUUUUCUUGUUCCAAGGAACCGAGUGCUGCGAGAGGCUGGCGUUCUAUGGGAUCAAUGCCAACCUCGUCAUGUAUCUCACCAAGGAGCUCCACCAAGGCAACGCUACUGCUGCCAAGAAUGUGGCUGUCUGGGCCGGCACUGGCUACCUCACGCCUUUGAUCGGCGCUUUCAUCGCCGAUUCUUUCCUGGGACGAUUCAAAACUAUUGCUGCCUUCUCGACACUCUACGUUGUUGGGCUGGUUUUGCUGACUUUGUCGUCGUCUUUACCAUCGCUCACGCCUCCCGACUGUCCACCAGACGUCCAUAAAUGCCCAAAGGCAUCGCUCGGGCAGCUAAGUGUUUUCUACACCGCGCUCUACUUGGUGGCCUUGGGAAUGGGAGGCAUAAAGCCGUGCGUCUCAGCGUUUGGAGCGGACCAGUUCGACGACGAGCACAAGUCGGAGAAGAAGAAGAAGAGCCACUUCUUCAACUGGUUCUACUUGUCCAUAAACCUGGGCGCGCUCAUCGCUAGCACCGUGCUGGCACAAGAGGCCCGCUGGCAGCGCGCUCACCAGAGUUGCACAGGUUUUGGUCGCGGCGUGCCGCAAGUGGAUGGUCGAAGUCCCCUCCGACGAAACCUUUCUAUAUGGCUUCCACGACAAGAACUCUGCCAUCGAAGGAAGCAGGAAGAUCGAGCACACGGAAGAAUUCAAAUUUCUCGACAAGGCUGCCACUGUGACUACUCGCGAUCGAAUGCUGGAGCAGCCUCCAAGCCCGUGGAACUUAUGCACCGUGUCGGAGGUGGAGGACGUGAAGCAAGUCGUGAGCAUCAUGCCGAUCUGGGCCAGCAACAUCUUCUUCUCGACCGUCUUCGCGCAGAUGUACAGCCUCUUCGUGGAGCAAGGCACGAGAAUGGAGCGGCGCCUCGCCCGGGGCUUCUACGUCCCGCCAGCGUGCAUGUCCCUCUUCGAGGUGGGGACGGUGCUCCUCAUGGUUCCACUCUACGACCGCGUCAUCGUGAAGCUCGUGAGGAGAUACUCGGGACGCCACCACGGCUUCACUCUCCUCCAGCGCAUGGGAAUCGGCCUCUUCCUCUCCAUCUUCCCGAUGGUGUCGGCCUGUUUAGUGGAGAGGAAGCGCUUGGAGAUGGCCGCGACGCUGGGGAUGGUAGACGACGCAGUGAACCCGGUUCCAAUGACCAUCUUCUGGCAAGUGCCGCAGUACUCGCUCAUCGGGAUGGCCGAGACUUUCACGUUCGUCGGGCAGCUCGAGUUCUUCUACGAGCAGGCACCGGACUCCAUGAGGAGCUUGGGGACCGCCCUGGCGCUCACGACUUACGGACUGGGAUACUACACCAACAGCCUGAUGAUCUCGGUGGUGACCAAGAUCACGCGCAGCGGCUCCAGCCCCGGGUGGAUUUCAAACAACUUGAAUCGUGGUCACUUGGAUUACUACUUCGCGACCAUGGCCGGGAUAGCGGUGGUGAACGUGCUGUGGUAUGUGCGCUGCGCGAGAGGCUACAAGUACAAGGAGACGAGCGUGAUUGAUCCGCCGGUCGUGUAGAGGGCGUUGUGUUCAUUCUUUCCGCUCCAGGAUUCGUUGUUCAUAUGGGAGGUUCCCUCGAUUCUUUAGAUAUAAAACAUUCAUGGAUGAUUGAGCUUGA
Molecule: messenger RNA, 1982 nt
Organism: Selaginella moellendorffii
Lineage: Eukaryota; Viridiplantae; Streptophyta; Lycopodiopsida; Selaginellales; Selaginellaceae
Exons: 4
Coding region: 1-1866 (621 amino acids)
Biological process (GO): oligopeptide transport; transmembrane transport
Cellular component (GO): membrane
Molecular function (GO): transmembrane transporter activity
Source: RefSeq, a predicted model, not a curated record